CAAACAGUGUGAGAGAGAGACCAGGAGAGAGAGCCAGAGUGGGUUUCACACUCUAACACACCUAACACAAACAGAUUAGAGCAGAUUAACAUGGAAUACCAGAAAAAUGAUUUAGAUCAGAGGCUUAACUAAUGAUUUCAUUUAAAAAAAGCAAUCUGUACAUUUGAUUCCUUCCAUCUUUUUCCUCCUCUACUUUAAGUUGUGAGGAGGAUGCUGUGAGAGGUAGAGGCAGGCCAGAACCUCUUAAUCGGGAAGUAGAAAGUUAAUAACAGGGUGCAGGUCACAGAACGUUAUGGAUUACUAAUACCUCCAGAACCAUAUGCAUACACACUAUGAGCUCUUGGACUUGUACGACCCGUCACCCUGAGCAUUAGUGUGAGUAAGAUAUACUGUAUCUGCCCUAAAAUGUGAUCAUACGGAAAACACUUGUACGCCAAAGCAAAAUGUAUUCCAAUAAUCUCUCCAUUGAUGAUACGUUUUACGUCUGGAUCUGAUAGUAUCUGUAUCAACUCUGUAUGAUCAAAACUCACUGUAGGACUAGAGUGAAAAGUUAGGCGACAGAGAUCUAGAUAGCAUAUCCGAUAGCUCUCUAAGGUUUAUGAUGAAAGGCGGCUAGGGACUAGUGAUCUAUUGACUCCCAAUACUGUUGAAUGGUUAGAGUGAAGAGCCCUAGGAAUCUAUAACAGCAUAAACCUUCAGUCCUGGUUGGACAGACAUGUCCUCCUUCCAUCCCUUUCUUUUCUCCUCGUGUGACCCCUCUCCUCUGUUCAUUUGUCCAUUCUGUCCAUCUCUUAUUUUCCAUCCCUCUUUUACCUUGACAGAAUCUUAUCCGACUCUCUCUUUCCCCUUCUCUCUAUUCUUGCUUUCCCUUUGUCCCCAUUUUCUAAUCUUUUCUCCACAUUGUUUUUAUCUUCUCUUGUUUUUUUACUCUGUUCUUUCUUUUUGAAACUCUCUUUCACUGAUUUCAACCAAUCACCAGAACUGUCAUCAUCUUCUUCAUCAUCCUCUACAUCACCAACAACAACUCCAUCCUCACAUACUGCUUUUGAUACUUAUAUCCCAUCUUCCUCCGUUUGUCCAUCUGUCUUUCUUCAUCCUCUUCUUCUCCUUCCCCUGCCCUGAGUCUCUACACACUUCCUCUCCUCCUGCCCUAUCCCUCCUUCUUGACCUUCUCUUACCCUCUCCCCUCCUCCCGGUGUGGCCAUGUUGGAGAACAUGUCUCGUCGGUCCCGCUCCCUGCUGUCCCUGACCCUGACCACUCUGGCUCUGGCCCUGUCCAUCCUGGCUCUCUGCACCUCCUACUGGUGUGAAGGGACUCACAAGGUGGUCAAGCCUCUCUGUCUGUCUCCGGUCAAGAUGAGGAACUGUGGGCAGAACAACAGUGAACCCUACACCACAGAGAGCCCAACUCAGAACCCAUACAACAGAACUCUGCCCCCCCAGAGGAGAGAUGAACUGGCUAAGAUCCGCCAGAGACAGCUGGACAAUGCUGUCCACUACAUCUGGGAGACAGGAGAGGACAAGUACACCUUCAGAUACUUCCACACGGGCUUCUGGGAGAGCUGUGAGAAACACGUUGAUGGUGAGAAGUGUCGCAGCUUUAUUGAGCUGACUCCUGGUGAAACACAAGGUGUGUUAUGGCUAUCGGUGAUAUCUGAGUUCACUUACAUCGGUCUAUUGGGAAUGGGCUUUCUGUUGAUGUGGUUGGAGUUGUUGUGUUCCCAUAAGGAGAUACACGCUCUCAAAAUCAACGCCUAUGCUGCCAUCUGCACCGUACUGUCAGGUCUGAUGGGUAUGGUGGCCCACAUGAUGUACACCACAGUGUUCCAGAUGACUGUCAUCGUUGGCCCUAAAGACUGGAGGCCUCAGACCUGGGACUACGGCUGGUCAUUCGCCCUGGCGUGGAUCUCCUUCAGCUGUUGUAUGGGAGCUGCAGUCUUCACCCUCAACUCUUACACCAAGACCAUCAUCGAGCUGCGCCACAAACAGAGGCUCCGAUUGGAGGAGACCCGCGCCGCCAGCCACGCCCCUCCAUACGAUGAGGUGGUCCCCGGGGGCGGGCUCUACUCUGUCAGCGGCCUAUUGCAGUGCCCAGACGGGAUGAUUGACGUGGCGUGGGCGCCUGACGGGACUGUCAUGGGGGUGGGGAACGGGGAUGUACCAACUCUUGUGUUGCUAGGAGGAUGUGGGCCAGAGGGCUGUGAGGACUGUGAAAGAGAGAUGGAUGAGAUGGAGGAGGCCAUGGAGAGGGAAAGAGCUGAUUCGCCCUGUUAAUAAGUGAUGGGUGGGGCUAAAGAGAAUAGAGGAGGACUAUGGGUAAUGUAGUCACUUUACAGGUACAGUAUAUGCCCCUUGAGCUCUCAAGAUGGAAAGAUUGAGACAGAGAAAGACUGAGACAGAGAAAGACUGAGACAGAGAAAGACUGAGACAGAGAAAGAGUGAGACAGAACUUGAUGGACAUGGGACACAGGAACUAUGUUGGCUGUAAGAGCUACAGUAUCCCCUCUUUGACAUUGAACAGAGAUCACCUUGACAUACAUGGUUCGGGCUAACACUCCUCACAUUGUCAUUCAUUAAUACAAUAGUGCCUAAUGGUAACAGAUUGUUAUACAGUAUUGUUAUACAGUAUACAGUAUGUAUGUAAAUGUAUCCAUGUUAGAAAUAGUUUUACCAUAAGAAUCCAAUACUUUCUGAACAUUGUAAAACAUGCUUUUCACUUGGUCUGAAUGGGUCCCGUUCUG
This is a messenger RNA of Oncorhynchus nerka (sockeye salmon), 2741 nucleotides long. Its product is annotated as germ cell-specific gene 1-like protein. The record is from RefSeq and is a predicted model, not a curated record. Bases 1204 to 2274 code for a protein of 356 amino acids. The transcript is spliced from 6 exons. Lineage: Eukaryota; Metazoa; Chordata; Actinopteri; Salmoniformes; Salmonidae. Gene Ontology annotation, cellular component: plasma membrane.